This is a messenger RNA of Onychostruthus taczanowskii (white-rumped snowfinch), 2368 nucleotides long. RefSeq names its product aarF domain containing kinase 2 (gene ADCK2). The transcript is spliced from 11 exons. Gene Ontology annotation, cellular component: mitochondrion. The coding region runs from base 1 to 2157 and encodes 718 amino acids. NCBI's taxonomy places the organism in Eukaryota, Metazoa, Chordata, Aves, Passeriformes, Passeridae. The record is from RefSeq and is a predicted model, not a curated record.
AUGACGACGGCGGCGGCGCCCGGCGCCGGGCUGGCGGCUGCGGACCCGCGGCUGGGGGNCGCCCUCCGGCGGGAGCGCCGCCCCGUCCCGUCCCGUCCCGCCCCGCCGCUGAGGCAGCCGCGCCCGCCCCUGGCUGCGGGCAUGGAGCGUCCUGUGCUGCCUGCCCGGGGGAAGGGGGUGCCCGAGGGAGGCGGCGGGGGAUGCUGGUGUCGAGGCCAGCCGGGCAAACGGGAGCUGAGUGAAAAGCCGCCGUUCUGGUUGCAGACGGAAAGAUUUCCGGGGAAACCACAGCCCGAUCCCGAGGGGACGCUGCCGGUGCGGAGGGAAGAGCUCGGGCACGCGCCUCCCUCGCGGCACUCGGCUUCCCGCCAGGUUCUCGCUUCUGGCCCUUUAAGGGGCGGGGCGUCGCCGCGCUCCGGGGCGCUGAUUGGCUGGCCCGCGGCCGUGCCCGCCGGGACCGGCUGGAAGGAGAGGCCGGGGCAGCGGGGCCCGGCGUGGGCGGCGGAGCGCGGGGCGGAGCGGCCGCCGCGGGGGCUGCUGCGGCGCUUGGCGCUGGUGCUGCGGCUGGGUGUCCGCGCCUGCGGGCUCCUGCUGCGCUUCGGGCCGCUGCUGCUGCUCUACCCGCUGGGCCGCCUGUGGCCCGGCAUGGGCGCCCGCUGGCUGCGGCUGCUGCGCAGGGCGGCCGAGGCCGCCGGCCCCACUUGUGUCAAGCUGGGCCAGUGGGCCAGCACCCGCAGGGACCUCUUCUCGGAGGCCUUCUGUGAUGAGUUUUCCAAGCUGCAUGUCGAGGUGAGCCCGCACCCGUGGGGCCACACCGACGAGCUCUUGAGGAAGGCCUUCGGUGAGGACUGGAUGGGCAUCCUCAAGUUCCCGAGCCGGGAGCCGGUGGGCUCGGGCUGCGUUGCCCAGGUGUAUAAAGCCUAUGCUGACCUCGCUGCCAUCGGCGGCUCCCGGGCGAAGGAGCUGGAGCAGCACUCGGAGCUCAGGUCUGCUUUGGAAGCGUGGGAAGUGUCAGGCUUUAGAGGCCUCAUCGGGUGGCUGAGAAGGAGGAAGAGCAAGGAGAUACGGGAUGAGAGGAGCAGGGAGGAACUGAGUUCUGCAGGCUGCUCCCAGGGAAGUUCCGGGAGUAGGAUGUCCCUAAUGGAACAGAGGGCCAAGCCACCCCUGAACGCAAAUCCGUCAUCAGCCAGACAUCUCGUGCCUGUAGCCAUUAAAGUCCUGCACCCUGGGCUGGUCCACCAAGUCCAGAUGGAUCUGUUUCUCAUGAAGAUGGGCAGCCGCAUCAUUGGACUUCUCCCUGGGUUCAAGUGGCUCAGUUUGACAGAGAUUGUGGAGGAGUUUGAGAAGCUUAUGAUGCAGCAGAUUGACUUACGCUAUGAAGCCAGAAAUCUGGAGCGCUUCCGACAGAAUUUCCUAGAUGUCGAUUUUGUGAAGUUUCCAACUCCCCUUUGGCCCUUGGUAACGGCAGAUGUUCUAGUGGAAACAUUUGAGGAGAGUGAGCCCAUUUCACGCUACCUGCACGUGGAGAUUGGCACGGAGCUACGGCAGAGACUGGCCAGGAUGGGCAUGGACAUGCUGCUAAAGAUGAUCUUCAUUGACAACUUCGUCCACGCCGACCUGCACCCCGGGAACAUCCUAGUUCAAGGCAGCACCCGCCCAGACGUGUUUGACACCCGGGUGCCAGAGCUGUGUGACACCCAUGUGCCAGAGGUGCAGCCACCCCUGCGGCAGCUGCGCCUGGUGCUGCUGGACGCAGGGAUCGUGGCGGAGCUGCAGAGCGCUGACAUGCAGAACUUCCGUGCCGUGUUCACAGCUGUGGUCCAGGGACAGGGGGAGAGGGUGGCAGAGCUGAUCCUCCACCAUGCCCGUGCCAACCAGUGCCAGGACAUCGAGCGCUUCAAGGCUGAGAUGGCAGAGCUUGUGACCAAGGUCCGGGGGAACACCAUUGCCUUGGGCAAGCUUCAGGUGGGAAAUCUCCUUUCAAGUGUCUUCAAACUAUUGAUGACCCAUAAGGUGAAGCUCGAGAGCAAUUUUGCUUCCAUCAUCUUUGCCAUCAUGGUUCUGGAAGGACUGGGACGUUCACUGGACCCUGAACUGGACAUCCUGGAGGCAGCUAAGCCACUGCUCAUCAAAACUGCAGCUUCUGCCCUCAAAUAGACUGCUGUGGCUGCUGCCCUCUCCCUGUGGGGGGUUACCUGUGUUGCCCGUGAGCUGACAUGGAGGAAGCUGCAGCUCCUUUUGUUGCUUUCUGCCUGCAACUCCUCUCUCUGCAAAUGCCGUGUCUUUAAGAACUGAAGCCUCUGCCUUGCCUUCCUCUCCUCCUCCCCCUGAAAGAAGGAUUCCUUCCUGCUCUUCUCAGCCCCAGCAG